GAAAUAUCGGCAAACGGAUUAAAACGUUGUCCUAUGUACAUAUAUGCUUACUGUUGGGUGUUUGAACUUGAUUUUAAUUUCGAUUAGAAUGUGUCUUAUAUUUGUGUAUUGACCAUUAGUUGUCAAGGAAUUUAGUUGUUUUUAUUAUUUAAACACAGAUCAAGGCAGCGUUUAGAGUCUUACUGCCAGUGAACGCCCGACCCCCUUAAUUCCGGUUAGAAGGAAAUCCGUCCGGCCGUCCGUUGUUCGCAUUUUUAACGUGUGAACAAGAUUCGCAUCGCAAACGUGUGAACAUCAAACCACAAACUUCGCAACAAUGGAUUCCAAACCCAGGCCGCUCUGUUGCUGUCUCCAUGUAUUGUUUGCGGGGGAUUAUACUGGUGCUAAGUUUUUCGCACAUUAAUGCAACUACUACCUCCGUGGUGAUCUACAACUCCAUUAACGUGGCUGUGGGUCAGCAGGCAACGUACAACUGCAGCAUAUCCGGUACCGGCCCCGACCCCUCUGUUGCCUGGAAAAUGACCGACACCAGUGGUAACACUAUCGCCGUCUCCUUCACCGUCCGGAACACCGGAACUGACAUUACCAGCGACGGAUCGCUCCUAAGCUCCAACACUUUUCUAGUACAGUCGUCGCACAUCAACCAGCGGCUGUGGUGCUCCGUAACCGACAUCGGGUCGGCUUCCGCCAGCUACCAGAUCUUUACGCACAUUACGGAGACUAGCGCAACUACGGCUAAUCAAGGGGAGACCUGCAGUCCAAACGUUCAGUGUACGCCAACCAACUCUGAGUGUCGGAACAGCGUCUGCGUGUGCAGGACCGGGUACCGAGCCAACGGAAACACGUGUAACCUCAGUUAUUCGGGCUACACCGUUUCUGGAACCACGACCAAAUCAUACAGAGCAGAAUUAACCACUCAUCAGCACACCGGAACGUCUAACAUACAUGAUCCAGUGCGGCUUGUGAACGGUCCCAACCAUUACAGUGGACGUGUGGAGGUCUACCAUAACGGGCAAUGGGGAACCAUUUGUGAUGACAACUUUGACCAUAACGAUGCCAACGUGAUUUGCAGACAGCUCGGUCUUUACCGGGGAUCUAGUUACGGGCAGGCUUACGGCAGAGCGCAUUAUGGGCAAGGAACCGGUCAGAUCUGGUUGAGCCUUCUCGAUUGUGCUGGGUAUGAAUCCAGUAUCAGCCAGUGCAGUCAUUGGCAAUGGGGCUUGCACAAGUGUGAUCACUCGGAGGAUGCAGGGGUGGACUGUUAUGCAUACAGUUACGAGACGACGACAAUGACGUAUUACACCACUUGGUUUCCUUGGUUGACGACACGCAUGCCUUUAUGGCAGACUUCUACAGCGUCCUCUUCCCAGUGUGGUGGGUAUUUCUACGAAACAAGUGGUCACUUCGGAAGUCCAAACUACCCGUCUAACUAUGGAAAUAACGAGGACUGCUAUUAUUAUAUCAGAGCUCCGGUCGGUCAUAUAAUUUGCCUAGAAUUUUCAAACUUUAAGACCGAAGCAUGCUGUGAUUAUUUAGAUAUUCACGAUGGACCAUCAACAGGAAGCGAUCGCAUUUUAAGGUUGAUGGGAAACAAUGAUACCUAUCUUUGCUCGACGGGAAAUAGCCUGAGUGCCCAUUUUCACACUGACGGAUCUGACUCUUUUGGCGGUUUUGAAGCAAACUAUACGGUAGUUCGACAAAACGCCAACAACGUCAGACUGGUGGACGGUCCGGACAAUUAUACUGGUCGGGUGGAGAUUUUUCACAACGGUCAAUGGGGCACAGUGUGUGAUGAUGAUUUUGGUUACGAAGAAGUCGUUGUAGUGUGUCGAAUGCUGGGGCUGUUCCAAGGACAGGGAUAUGGUCGGUAUUACAAACCGGAUUCAGGAACGGGUCAAAUAUGGCUGGAUGAUUUACGAUGUGUCGGGAACGAGUAUUCUCUAAACGACUGUGGUUCAAACGGGUGGGGGUCCCACAACUGUGGACACACUGAAGAUGUGGGUGUUAUUUGCAACGUUCAAUCGGGUUACUAUACUGCUGAAUACACAGGCCAAUACUACACAGACACAAGGACAGAAACAGCUACUCAUCAACACAGCAUGACGUCUUACAUAGAUGAUCCAGUCCGGCUUGUGAACGGCCCCAACUAUUACAGUGGACGUGUGGAAGUCUACCACAAUGGUCAAUGGGGAACCAUUUGUGAUGACAACUUUGACCAUACCGAUGUCAAGGUGAUUUGCAGACAGCUUGGUUUUUACCAGGGAUCAAGUUACGGACAGGCUUACAGCAAUUCGCAUUUUGGCCAAGGCUUCGGUCAAAUCUGGUUGGACAAUCUUGAAUGUAAUGGAUAUGAAUCAAGCCUUGAACAGUGCAGACAUCAGGCAUGGGGCUCUCACGAUUGUACACAUACGGAGGAUGCAGGGGUGGACUGUUAUGCAUACAUGUACGACACGACGAAAAUGGAUUAUUACACAACUGAACGUCCGUGGUGGCAGACGACAUUCAGCCCUUGGUGGCAGACUACUGCAGGUUACACCGUCCAAGACGCCAUUCGGGUGGGAUGCAGCGAGACUGGCUGGGACAUCCAGGUGGACAUGGAUAUGCUGCGCCGCGUGUACCCGAACGCACGUGCGUCCGACAUCUACCUGGGAGAGAACACGUGCAUGGGCAUGGAGUCCUGGAACCACGUGGUCUUCCAGCAGGGUCUCAGAGAAUGCAUCACGAGUGAAACGGUAAGGCACGACGUCUUCGUCUACUCGAACCAACUCGUGUACGCGGAGAGAGACCCCGUUCACCCGUUCAUCAUCCGACAUUACAAAUGGACGGUCGGCGUAGAGUGUGACGUGCAGAGGAACGAUAGCUCGUCCGGUCACAUAGUGCACGAAAACAACAACCAUCAAGGUGGCCCGCUGGUGUCUGGCGCGAGCCACUAUACGGUGAACAUGACGUUCUACCUGGACCCGAACUUUCAACAGCCUCUUCCCAGCAAUCCUCUGCGCUUGCCAGUGGGCACGGACGUGUAUGUGAAGGUGUUUACCCAGGCCACUGACUGGACGGUGAAGAUGCGCGUGCACACGUGCUACACAAAGCCCUCGCCUACUUCACCGGACUAUCUGCGAUACAACCUCAUCCAGAACGGUUGUGAAGUAGACACCAACACUCACCUGAUCUCGCAGUCUACGCACGAGACGAGAUUUGUGUUCCAAGACUUCGAGUACACGAGCAAUCAUCAGGAAAUCCACGUGAUGUGCGACGCCACGUUUUGUAGCACGUUUGAUUACAGUCGCCAAUGCACACAGACCUGCAAUCCCAUUAUCAGAAGAAACGUUCACGUGAAACAUGUCGAUGACGUCACGAAAUCUUCUUCUGACGUCACCGCUGAGGGUGUCAGGGGCUCUGAUUCGAAAACAGAAGAGGCCGCUGAUGUCGAGCAGACAAACACAGUAACCAGUAGCCCGUGCUUUGAGCUGAUAAGAUGGGGAUCACUACAGGAGAUGAUGGAUCAUUUUAGCUUAGUUGUGUUUGGUCUUUUUCUGCUGCCCUUGGCGUGUACAGAAACCCAAGUAAGAUUAGUACAAGACGGCAGUGCCUAUCGAGGCUACGUUGAGAUCUUACACGACGGACAAUGGAGGGCUCUGUGUAGCCAAUACAAUCCAACAGCAACAGAAACAGCCAAUGUUAUAUGUGGGAUGCUGCGAAACACAACACAAUACACCGUAAAUGCAACAUUGUCGUCCUCUUACCACCCGGAUAUGAAGAGCGGUAUUUCAUUGCCAAAUCUUCGAUGUGAUGGAGAUGAAAUCGACAUUCUGUUCUGCAAGUCAAACCGAUGGUCUCCGCAAGACAUUUGUUAUAACGGAGUGGUUCACGUAUCUUGCAACACUCAGGUGUACAGCAAUAUGGUCAAUGGCGGAGUGGUUGGGAACCCUUAUACCAUAUUUCAUAUCUGUCAGGACUAUUUUUCACAUGCUGAUGCGACGGUGUAUUGUCGGACUGCGUAUCUACCAUCAUGGAACGUUAGUUAUACGACGGAUGCGAAUACAGACUAUUCAUCUUACAAGCUGCGAUUGGGUUGCCAAGGAAACGAAGAUGAUGUUUCUGAGUGUAACGUCCAUGAGACCUACUGCAAUGGAAACCCGUAUAACGGAGUGAAUAUUUUUUGUAAAGAAACUGAAAUAAUACUCAGAGGCGGGCGUAACGAUUUGCACGGAACGAUAAGCGUAUAUGAAAAUGGCUACAUGAGAUACAUCUGCUCAGACGGGUUUGGUCCGAACGAAGCACGCGCAGUAUGUGCAAAUCUCAAUGGCACGGCGGUGCCAGGCAAAAUCACUCGUGCAUAUGUUGGGAGUUACAACAAUUUUAUAAAAAACGUUCGAUGUCAUGGAAUGGAGUCCGAUAUUUCCAUGUGCACCUCUACAAUGAGUGGAUACUGCAGCAGUGGAUACGCGGCAGCUGUUGACUGUAAUGAAGUCCGGCUAAUGGAUGGCUCUGACGACAGCAGUGGCCGAUUGGAGAUCUACAACACAUCCUCCGACUCAUGGAGCACAGUCUGUCGGAGAGGUUUUUCUUAUGCAGAGGCGAACGUCGUUUGCCGUCAAUUAGGGUUUUCCAAUGGUUUGAAUGAAUACAGCACAAGAGGGGGUGGUGGGAAAGGAGACAUAUUUCCAUCCGUGUUUAAUUGCCAUGGUUACGAGUGGGACCUCAACGACUGCCUGGUUGACCAUCACCGGAGUGUGCACUGUAUCCAUCAGGAAGAUAUAUAUUUGAACUGUGGAAACCAUUACACCACACAAGCUCCGACAGCGUCAUCUACGCAGAUUCGUCUUGUUGGUGGCGGGUACUAUUCUGGGAAAGUGGAGUUAUAUUAUGAGGGCCAGUGGGGCACAGUGUGUGCCAGAAACUUUGACUACCGAGACAUGCAGGUCAUCUGUAGGACGUUAGGGUACUACUCAGGGGGUGGUAGAUAUUACACAGGAAACGCUGGCAUUGGAGGCAACGUGAUGAUAGAACACCUUGAUUGUCAUGGCAAUGAAUCCCACUUGGACCAAUGCCCUUCCAAGACGUGGCUCUCAAACACGUGUGAUCACAGCGAAGACAUCAGCGUAGAUUGUGGAUAUUACGAUUACACAUCCACUCAGCACAUGCCACAAUCUAACAAUGGACAGGCGACUGAUGGUGAUAUCCGACUUGCGAAUGGCGGCAAUGACCAUGGUAGACUGGAGGUCUACUACAAUAAGCAAUGGGGUGCUGUGUGUAUGCGCGGCUUCGACUAUAACGAUGCAAGAACCGUUUGCAGAAUAUUAGGGCUCUACCAAGGUGACAGCUACCUGUCGUUCUACAAUGCCAUUAACGCUUAUGGUUUUGCGUAUACAAAUAUUCUGGUGGAGGACCUCCGUUGCCAAGGAGACGAGUGGAGCCUGGCACAGUGUGACUCGGGAAGGCCGUGGACAAACACCACGUGUGAUCAUUACUCAGAUGUUGGUGUGAGUUGUCGAGGAAACUAUUACGCGACAUCUACGUCAGGAUCAGCCAUUAGUUCACAAUACAGCCAAUGUGGAGGACAUUUCUACGGAACAAGUGGACUUAUCAAAUCACCAAACUACCCAAAUAAUUAUGGAAACUACGAGGAUUGCACAUACUAUAUAAAUGUCCCAAGCGGUUUUUCGAUAUGCUUGCAGUUCGGUACUUUUGUGACAGAACAAAAUUAUGAUGUUUUACAUAUCUAUGAUGGACCGUCUACGGGAAAUCAGGAACUUGAAAGUUUAUCCGGAAGUAUUCAGCAAUACACUGGAAAUCAGUGUUCGUCAGGAAAUUAUCUUACUGCCCAUUUCCGUACAGAUGGAUCUGGAAUAAGAAUGGGAUUCGAGGCUAACUACACAGCCGUGCGACUGAAUGCUAGAGACGACAUCAGACUUGUUGACGGUCAAAACAAGUACACUGGACGUGUUGAGAUUUUUCACAACGGUCAAUGGGGCACAGUGUGUAAUGACGAGUUUGGUUACGAGGAAGUCGUGGUGGUGUGUCGAAUGCUAGGAGUGUUCCAAGGACAGGGAUACGGGCGUGUUUAUACACCAAGUGUAAAAGGAACAGGUCCAAUAUGGCUGGAUGACCUAGGAUGCCACGGACAUGAGUAUUCUCUCGACCAGUGUAGUUCAAGAGGAUGGGGUUCCCACAAUUGUAACCACGAGGAAGAUGUUGGAGUUAAUUGCAUCGAUUAUUCUGGUAACUACGUUUCUGAAUACACAACCCAAUAUAACCGAAUAGAAACAGCCAGUUACCAACACAGCAUGACGACUGACACAAAUGAGCAAGUACGGCUGGUAAAUGGUUUCAACUAUCACAGCGGCCGGGUGGAAGUCUACCAUAACGGUCAAUGGGGUACAAUUUGCGAUCACAACUUUGACCACCUGGAUGUAAUGGUGAUCUGCAGAAUGCUUGGUCUGUACCAGGGAUCUAGUUACGGACAGGCCUACAGCAGCGCGUAUUUUGGUCAAGGCUCCAGUCAGAUCUGGUUGGACAAUCUCGAAUGUAAUGGGUAUGAAUCAAGCCUCAGCCAGUGCAGUCAUCAGUCAUGGGGCUCUCACGAUUGUGGACAUUCGGAGGAUGCAGGGCUCGACUGUUACGGUACAAACGCAUACAUGUCUGAGACGACGAUGGUGUACCAAACCACUGGCUUUCCGUGGUGGCAGACGACAUACAACCCUUGGUGGCAGACUACGGCAGGUUACACCGUGCAAGACGCCAUUCGGGUUGGAUGCAGUGAGAGGGGCUGGAAUAUCCAAGUGGACAUGGGCAUGCUGCGCCGCGUGUACCCGAGCGCACGUGCAUCCGACAUCUACCUAGGGGAGAACACGUGCCUGGGCGUGGAUACAUGGUAUUACGUGAUGUUUCAGCAGGGUCUCAGAGAAUGCCUCACGAGUGAAACGGUGAGGCACGACGUUCUCGUCUACUCGAACCAACUCGUGUACGCGGAGAGAGACCCCGUUCACUCGUUUAUCAUUCGCCAUUACAACUGGACGGUCGGUGUAGAGUGUGACGUACAGAGAAACGAGAGCUCUUCCGGUCACAUAGAGCACGAAAACAACAACCAUCAAGGUGGCCCGCUGGUAUCUGGCGCGAGCCACUAUACGGUGAACAUGACGUUCUACCUGGACCCGAACUU
Molecule: messenger RNA, 7162 nt
Organism: Dreissena polymorpha
Lineage: Eukaryota; Metazoa; Mollusca; Bivalvia; Myida; Dreissenidae
Product: deleted in malignant brain tumors 1 protein-like
Cellular component (GO): membrane
Source: RefSeq, a predicted model, not a curated record